AAAUAUAUACUUUUUGCCUUGCAUUUGUAUAUUUAAAGCAUUAACAUUAUAUAACAAAUACUGUUUUUACACAGUUUUUACUUGACAGAUUGCCUUUAGUUUGCAUAAAAUAGGAACACGUUAUUAAUACAUGUAUCUCAUUACUGCAAUUGGUAACAUAUGCGAGAAAAAAAAACAAACAACAAAAAAAUCCAGUUACUUUACUACAAAUAGUUUCAUUCCCCGCAAUCUUAAUUGUGAUCUUACGGGUCAUACUCGUUUAUGAUGAUACAGCUAAUCUUUAAAUUCUGUGCGUGAACUUUGAGUAAAAUGUUGUUCGAAAAUAAUAUUUAUCUUUUGAGUGCAUUAUAAUUUUUUAUUACCAAAUUAUUUUGUUUAUCGCGAUCCGGCUGUUUACCCGUCACAUCCGAUUUGCUUUUAUAACACUGAUAUCGGAAGACGAGUGCUGAAUAUCGUACGAUAUGUAGUUGGGUAUUUUGACCUAUGCGAUUGUAGUAUAGUACUCUACUGUUUGUCACCAGUCUGUUUAAAGAGAGAGUUCAGAUACAAUAUGGUUUUAAACAUGAAAUGUGAUAACGCACAAAGUAUAAAGAUAAAUUUCUUAAAAACGCUUUAAGACAAAUUUCCGUUUAAACUGUGGGAGUAUUAAUUUUAUAGAGGAUUAUCGCGUUAGAGAGUUGCUCAGAUAGAGGAAAAGGUUUAUCUAGCUUGAUCAGAUGUUGGGCUCCGCAAGGAACGUCUUUGUACGGUAGAAAACUCAACAACAAAUAAACUGUAUGUAGUUCUACUGGAUUGGAAUUCGUUGCAAAUACCUUUUGAUCACAGUUGACAAGCUACCAUAGCAGACAGUGCAAUAAGUGUUUUGAAUGAAAAAGCAGGAUACGAAUGGCAUGGUCAUACUUUGCUGGAUGAAUUCUAAUUUUCAUGAUGACAACAUGAUGCUCUCUUUUGGAUUUACGUUAAAAGUGUAGCUUUUUAGUCAGCGAUUCUUGGUGAGAUCUUAGUCAUAUAGGUGUAUGUUGUAAAAAUAUUUCCUAAGAUUUUGCUUCAAUUUGGUCAGCAAUGCAGCAGAUUUACGCGGCAAUCUCUCUGAAUCAAAGGACGAUACUAUGGGUGCUCGGGCUUACAGUCAUAUGUUACUACAUCCUUAUGGACGGUGUAUUAUACACGACCCUUCAAUCAUUGGACCUAGUCAACCAGAAGCCCGUCAAACCCGGGGCGUCGUGGUCACCAUUUCAUCCACUUUCUAUAAAGCUUAUCAUGACUGACCCUUCAACACAUUAUAUCAUAACGCCAUUGUCCGAGCAUUUCAAUAGUGCUACAAAAUUUAGUCAAAUAUUUUACUUUAUUACACCAAAUAUGGUCACUUUCACACAUUUAGUUAUAUCGUUUAUAUCUGCCAAAUUCGUAUUCUCAGAAUCUCUACAAAUGAGACGUAUUGGUGUUUUGUUAUUUGAACUGAGAUCAUUUUUGGAUGCGUUUGAUGGGACAGUGUAUCGCAGCCAUGCAUCAAUAAAAGCAUACAAGUCGGAUCAUAGCAAUUUUGGAUUUUGGUUCGACUGCGUUGCAGACACCAUAGGUGGAUUCGCUUUAAUGUUCGGAGCACUAUUUUUCUUGUGGUGGAAGUGUCCACCUGGAACAGAUUCAUCUGCGACGUCACUUCCGUGGUCAGCAGACGACAUAAAUGAUUCCAAAACCGACCUAGUCACAGAGAAACCAGUCAAAAGAACUAAUUUCGGAUAUAGCAAACAAUACAUAUUUUUACGCUGUCUAAGUUUUGGUAUGCAAAUUGGCUUAUCUUCUGCAAUAUGGGAUCAGCUAACUAUGCGUUUUGAAAAAGUAUUUCUAACGAAAUUCGACGAUCCGGAAUUAGUGCAGUUACAGUCGGUGGCCUUGCACUCCACUACUACCUGGGUUGUCUUCUGGUUAUGGAGAAAUCUGUGUGGACAGUCAUUACAACAGAUGUUCCUUGUUGCCAUUUUCACAGAUAAGAUCUGGGAAUUUUUGCGGUUUAUGCAAUAUGUUGGUUUCGUCUUAAUUGGUCUGCUGGCAGCAUUCAGUUUCUAUCAUGUAACGCAGAUAAAGAUGAUUCUGCAUUUAUGACAGUAGAAACCUACGAAUGGAUAUGGACUGUCAGAAAGAUCGUAUAAAAACAGGGAAAUAAAACUGACGCUACUAAUUGUCGUAGUAAGUUUCAAGGGGAAAAAAAACUUGGGAGUGUCUACAUUGUCUAUUAAAGGUGAAAAUGUAUGCGGAGACGAAAAGAACUGUACUCGUGACCGUCAUCGGAUGCCCUAGAGUGAACUUUAUGCAGUUUAGCUACUAAAACGUGAAUAUUCUAUCCGUUUUCUGGCACAGGAAUUACGUGCAUUUCCUAGUGUUCCAUAAUGUUGAUCUUUACUGAGAGAUAUAUACUAUGCAUACAGCUACAAAGUAUAAUAGUCACACUGCUCACAAGGCAAGUUAUAUAACUCUGGAUUUUAUUUUGUGACAGCAUGCAAGUUUAUUUCUCAGAACUACUUGACCAUCUGUUUCGAAAUUCUACAAACAAUCUUUGGCAGCAUGAGUUGACCUUGCAUGACAGGUUUAAUAACUCUAGCGUACAUUUGGGCAAAAUUAUGACCCGUUUUCACUUAAUUUGAAGUUUUGCAUGUAAGUAGGUUUCACAGGACUAUGGUACUGAAUGCUUUAAAACUCUUCAUACGUCUUUGGCAUCAUGAAAUGGUCAUUCUGAGCCAGGUUCCAUUUCCCAGACUUACAAUUUACAAAUGCCUCUAUUUCAACUCAGAAAAUGUUGCUAAUGCGUUUGUAUGCGUAAGCUAGUAAUACGAGGAGGGUCUUAAGCGUGCUGUCGUUAGACAACUCUUGUCUUUAAGUAAAAUCGCACUGUCUGUGCGUGCGUGCGUUCGUCCGUGUAAAUUCUUGUCUGAGCUGUAACUCUACCAUCCAUAAAGGGAUUUUGAAAUAACUUUGCUUAAAUGUUCACCACAAAGAGACGACGUGUCAUGCGCAAGAUCACGACCCCUAGCUCCAAGGUCAAGGUCACACUUAGAGGUCUGUUUCGUGUCCGGUCCAUAACUCUGCCAUCCGUGAAAGGAUUUUGAAAUAACUUUGCAUAAAUGUUUACCAUAAUGAGACGAUUUGUCAUGUGCAUUAGUUACUAAUAGUGACAGCUCUUGCUGUAGAAUAGUUUCAUCAUAAAAGCGUUAAAAAUGAGUAAUGUUGCCAAAGUGGAACUACUAGAACUGUAUGCGCAGUAAUGUACAGUUAAAAUUUGUUCCUUCAAACUUGAAAACACAGUACAGUAGAGUAAAACACUUUUUCCUCGAACAUGUUAUGCCCACUCCAGUGACAAACAUUUAAACUUGUUUAGGUGCAACCAAAUGUGAAACAAAGUAAAACAGGGACAGGAGAAAUAUUGUACAUAAAGAAAAAUAUGAAAGUUACAAGGACGACUUUUGAAUAGUUUUAACCACUUAUCUAAGACAGUUUUACGUUUUAUUGCCACUCAGAAUUAUAAGUAUUUGUUUUAGCCAUGUAGUUGCCUUUUUAUUGUUGUUUUUUUGUUGUUUUAGCGAUAUAAGAUGUCAUAGUCUAGUCCUAUAAAUGUUAUUGAUUACUAUUGCAGAUUUAUAUUAUUUCAUAAAAGAAAACAUUCUGCUUUACAAAUAAAAAUUAACCCAGUUAAGUUACAAUAAACAUCUUUAAUUUAUGAUAGGUUUGUGUUAGAACUUAACUAUUAGUAUAUGAAAACAACUGCCAAGAUCAUGUGCAGAUCUUUAAUCCAAGACUGAUUGCUACAAAAAACAUUACAAGACUGGUUUCUACAAAAAGACUGGUUGCUACAAAGAAACAUUGAUUGACUCAUAUUAGAAUGAUGUUGCUCAACCACUAUCACUGUUUCUUUCCCAUUGUUUUUGAAAAUAAGAUCGAGAUCAGUUACUUUUUGUUAGGAAAAUAGAUUAUUUACAUAAUUGUCAGAUAAUUUUACCUAUUUUUAGCUCACCUGAGCACGAAGUGCUCAAAGGUGAGCUUUAGUGAUCACCCUGUGUCCGGCGUCCGUCGUCGUCCGUCCGUCCGUCGUCAACAAUUUGACUGUUAACACUCUAGAGGUCACAUUUUUGGCCCAAUCUUAAUGAAACUUGGUCAGAAUGUUACCCUCCAUAAAAUCUUGGACGAGUUCGAUAUUGGGUCAUCUGGGUUCAAAAACUAGGUCACCAGGUCAAAUCAAAGGAAAAGCUUGUUAACACUCUAGAGGUCACAAUUUUGACCCAAUCUUAAUGAAACUUGGUCAGAAUGUUACCCUCCAUAAAAUCUUGGACGAGUUCGAUAUUGGGUCAUCUGGGGUCAAAAACUAGGUCACCAGGUUAAAUCAAAGGAAAAGCUUGUUAACACUCUAGAGGUCACAUUUUUGGCCCAAUCUUAAUGAAACUU
Messenger RNA from Mercenaria mercenaria, 4434 nucleotides. RefSeq names its product ceramide phosphoethanolamine synthase-like. Bases 1063 to 2103 code for a protein of 346 amino acids. Gene Ontology annotation, molecular function: phosphotransferase activity, for other substituted phosphate groups. NCBI's taxonomy places the organism in Eukaryota, Metazoa, Mollusca, Bivalvia, Venerida, Veneridae. The record is from RefSeq and is a predicted model, not a curated record. Gene Ontology annotation, cellular component: membrane. Gene Ontology annotation, biological process: phospholipid biosynthetic process. The transcript is spliced from 5 exons.